This is a messenger RNA of Truncatella angustata, 1119 nucleotides long. RefSeq names its product glycosyl hydrolase. The record is from RefSeq and is a predicted model, not a curated record. The transcript has a single exon. The coding region runs from base 1 to 1119 and encodes 372 amino acids. Gene Ontology annotation, biological process: carbohydrate metabolic process. Lineage: Eukaryota; Fungi; Ascomycota; Sordariomycetes; Amphisphaeriales; Sporocadaceae.
AUGCCUGCAGAACUUCACGGCAUCAAAGCCAAUGACGUCCAUGCCAAGAUCCAGCUGUUGAUCGAUGGCUUGGUCAACAUCAAAGACAACUCAGGAGAAUUCCUGAUGACUUUGGCAGAUGGCCGAGUCAUCGACACCAAAGGAUGGAAUGACUGGGAAUGGACCCAUGGUAUUGGUCUCAAUGGUCUUUGGGCGUACUACAGCCUGACCGGCGAUGAGAAGUAUCUGAGGAUAAUUGAGGACUGGUUUGCCAAUCGCUUUGCCGCCGGGGGCACUACCAAAAAUAUCAACACAAUGGCCGUGUUCCUGACAUUGGCAUACGUCUAUGAAAAGACCGGCAACCAAACAUAUGUGCCCUGGCUAGAUAGCUGGGCCGAAUGGGCAAUGCACGACCUCGAGAGGACAAAGUACGGUGGCAUGCAACACAUCACAUAUUUGGAGGUCAAUGACCAACAAUUAUGGGACGACACAUUGAUGAUGACCGUCGUACCGCUAGCAAAGAUCGGACAGAUUCUUAAUAGACCUCACUAUAUUGAGGAAGCAAAGCGGCAAUUUCUGCUUCACAUCAAGUACUUAUUCGACAAUAAGACUGGUCUUUUCUUCCACGGUUGGACUUUCCAUGAAGGCGGACACAAUUUUGCCAAUGCUCGUUGGGCCCGCGGCAACUCAUGGAUCACAAUUGUGAUACCGGAAUUUUUAGAGUUGCUGAAUCUGGAUCCGAACGAUGCAUUUCACCGGACUUUAGUUGACACUUUGGAUGCACAGGUUGAGGCUCUUGUUCCCUUGCAAGUGGAAUCAGGUCUAUGGCGUACAGUCCUGGAUAAGCCGGAAAGCGAAGGGUCAUAUCAAGAAGCUAGUGCAGCAGCAGGUUUCGCUUUUGGUAUUCUGAAGGGCCAAAGAAAACGAUAUCUCGGAAAGCAGUAUCAAGAGGUUGCAAUCAAAGCUAUCAAGGCGGUUCUGGAGAACAUCGACAAGGACGGAGAACUUCUACAGACGAGUUUCGGUACCGGGAUGGGCCAUGACUUACAGCAUUACUAUAAUAUUCCGAUCACUAGCAUGCCGUAUGGUCAGGCAAUGGCCAUCAUCGCUCUUGUAGAGUUCUUGAGGGUCUUCUACUAG